Molecule: messenger RNA, 987 nt
Organism: Capronia epimyces CBS 606.96
Lineage: Eukaryota; Fungi; Ascomycota; Eurotiomycetes; Chaetothyriales; Herpotrichiellaceae
Product: dihydroflavonol-4-reductase
Exons: 2
Coding region: 1-987 (328 amino acids)
Molecular function (GO): oxidoreductase activity, acting on the CH-OH group of donors, NAD or NADP as acceptor
Source: RefSeq, a predicted model, not a curated record
AUGAAAGUCCUACUCACAGGAGGAACAGGAUUUAUUGCCACUCAUGUGCUAGAUCAGCUCCUCCAGCAUGGGCACCGCGUUGUCACGACCGUCCGAAGUGUUGAAAAGGGACGUAUCCUUUUAGACCUCUUCAAAGGCAGACCGGUGUCAUAUUCGGUUGUCGGAGACAUCGCCAUUGAAGGAGCGUUCGACGCGGCGGUCAAGUCAGAUCCGCCUUUUGACGCCGUGAUACACACUGCCAGUCCUUUCCACUACAAUGUCACGGACAACAAGAAAGACAUGAUUGACCCUGCGGUGCUUGGAACCACCGGCAUUCUCAAAGCCGUCAAGUCGUUCGCACCUUCGGUCAAGCGAGUGGUCAUCACGUCAUCCCUGGCCGCCAUGAACAACACGAAGCACCCACCAAAGGUGUAUAACGAAGAGAUCUGGAACGAAAUGACGAUGGAGGAAGCGCUGACCACGACCGAUGCGCAAGCGGCGUACCGAGCGAGCAAGACUUUUGCGGAGAAGGCGGCGUGGGAAUUUGUGCAAACGCAGAGCCCGAAUUUCUCUUUGACCGUCCUCAAUCCGCCCAUGGUUUAUGGUCCGAUCCUUCAUCACAUUGUAUCGCUGGAUGAGCUGAACACUUCGAGCAAACGCAUCCUCAACCUCAUACAUGGUAAGCCCCGCAGUGGUCCAGUGGGAUCCCCGGUUUAUGUGGAUGUGCGUGAUUUGGCCUUGGGCCAUGUCCUGGCGAUAGAAAAGCCUGAAGCUGCUGGACAGAGACUCUUCCUCACCGCUGGCAUGGCGACCGAGAAGCAGAUGGGCGACAUCAUUCGAAACACCUUUCCCGAUAUUGCGGGCAACUUGCGGGAUGACCUCGUAGCUGAUCUCCCGCCUUACGGUAUUGACAAUAGCAAGUCGAUCAGGCUUCUGGGUAUUAAGUAUCGCAGCAUGGUUGAGACGAUUGUCGAUACGGUAAAGUCGUUACAGAAGCUCGGCGCCUAG